Ectocarpus siliculosus is the source of this 957-nucleotide messenger RNA. The record is from the annotation of a GenBank genome assembly. Lineage: Eukaryota; Phaeophyceae; Ectocarpales; Ectocarpaceae.
AUGCUUCGGAGAGGGCUGUUGAAGUUCGUGGACAGGGAGCCCGUGGCCGCGGUUUCGCUGGGGCUGGGCUUCUUCGGAUUCUCGCUGCCGUUCAUCGUGCCCCCCAUCAGACAGAGCCUCGGGCUCUGCACCAAGCAGAGCUCACCGACAUGCGAGCUUCCUAAGCCAAGAAUGGCGCCGGGAGUAGCUCAAUCGGGCUGACUUGUCCGAAACGUUGUCGGCUCUAAAACCUCGCGUCUAAAUAGGUUAUGUUGGGUCUUACAGACUGGUAUCUCGCAGCAAAGCAGAAUGGUGCGGUCGUACAAGCGCAGACGGUAAGAUAUUUGAACGGAGUCGUAAAGUUUGGCCGCGCCGCAUCGCGGAAUCGCCGGGGAGCGGAGGAAUGCCAGAGUCCUGCGUGCCUAGCCUCGGUCCCGGCUUACGUCUCGGUGCUAGAGCGUCAUGUUUUAGUUAGCGGCGGUGGUCCACGGCGUGAGGCAGGGCUGCCGAUGGGCGACGACCUUGCUCGGUUGGAUGAGAUGAUCUCUCCGUCUUUGGAUGUGUGAUACCUUAAGAGGGGUGAUCGAUGGGUGGGGAUCUCAGGUUAUUUUUUCGGUGGACGUCAGUCGCGGGGGUGCAGAGCUGGGUCCUACGACGAUGGGAAGCAUAUGCUUCACAAACGAACAUGGUUCACGCGGUGAUGGCGGCAAGACGUGUGGGUGCAGUGCCGUGUUUGCGGCGCCUGGCCGUGCGCGGAAAUGGCACAACACUGCCGUUCAUGUGAUGGAAAUACUGUUCUUAUCGCGGGUUCGCUGAUCAGACAUGGAUAAUUGCGUCUGCGUCGGUUGAGGGUGUACAGGCUCGCAGAACAUCUCUUCGAAAUGGCUUCACGUUGGAUUUGAGGUAACCGGAAUGACGCAUGUUUUUCGGCUGUCUUGUCGAAUACCUCGUGUUAGGGUUGUGGCAUUCUGUGUCGAG